Molecule: messenger RNA, 2261 nt
Organism: Cygnus olor (mute swan)
Lineage: Eukaryota; Metazoa; Chordata; Aves; Anseriformes; Anatidae
Gene: ITGAX
Product: integrin subunit alpha X
Exons: 17
Biological process (GO): cell-cell adhesion; cell adhesion mediated by integrin; integrin-mediated signaling pathway
Cellular component (GO): integrin complex; external side of plasma membrane
Molecular function (GO): integrin binding
Source: RefSeq, a predicted model, not a curated record
UCCCCCCGAAUCCUUCCCCACCCCUUCCUUCCCCUUCCCCUCCCUGCCGCCUCCAACUUCUGCUUCGGGGACAGAGCCGGCGGCGACUAUGGGGCCGCGGGCGCUGCUGCUCUGCCUGGCCGCUGCGCUCUCCUCCUGCCAUGGCCCCGGCGUGGACGUGGACACGGUGACCGUCUUCCGCGGGGACGCCGCGGGGGCCUUCGGGCACAGCGUGGCCCAGUUUGGCACCACCGAUGACGGCGGGAUCCUGGUGGGCGCCCCGCUGCAGAGGUCGGGGACGAUUUUCCGGUGCCGGCCCCUCUCCGGGAGCUGCCAGGAGGUGGAUGUCACCGGGUCGCCGAAGGCGGUCAACUCGUCCAUGGGGUUGACGGUGGCCGCGGGGGACAACGGGGUCCUGGCGUGCGGCCCCACGGUGCCCCAAGCCUGCGGGGAGAACCUCCACCUCAACGGCUUCUGCGUCCUCCUCGACGUCAACCUCCAGCAGCUCCAACGCAUCCCGGCCUCCCAACCAGGGUGCCCCAAACGUUCUUCAGACGUGGCGCUCCUCAUCGAUGGCUCGGGGAGCAUCGGCGACCGGGAAUUCCAGACGAUGAAGACCUUCAUUGCCGAGGUGAUGAAGAGGUUCCAGGGCAUGGACACGCAGUUUGCCCUCACCCAGUUCUCCGACAAGAUCGUGGAGCACUUCAACUUCAAGACCUUCCAGAGGUCCCGGGACCCCAUCAGUCUGGUGAGGAAGGUCCAGCAGCUCCGAGGCUUCACCUUCACCGCCUCGGCCAUCCGGAAAGUUCUGACGGAGACGUUUCGGCCCGGCAAAGGGGCGCGAGAAGACGCCAGCAAGGUCCUCAUCGUCGUCACGGACGGAAAGAAGUUUCGGGACCAGCUGUCCUACGAGGACGUCAUCCCGUUGGCCAACAGCAUGGGGGUCACGCGCUACGCCAUCGGGGUGGGCGACGCCUUCCGGCAGCCCGACGCCGUGGCCGAGCUCCACGCCAUCGCCUCGGCGCCCCCCGAGGACCACGUCUUCCGCGUGGACAACUUCGACGCCCUGCAGGGCAUCCAGAACCAGCUGCAGGAGAAGAUCUUCGCCAUCGAGGGCACCCAGUCCGCCCUCGGCAGCUCCUUCCAGCUGGAGAUGGCCCAGGAGGGCUUCAGCGCCCUGCUCACCCCCGAGGGGCCCGUACUGGGAGCGGUGGGCGCCUACGACUGGUCCGGAGGGGUCUUCGUCUACGGCCCCAGCGGGAAGCCCACCUUCGUCAACGCCUCCCGAGGCGCCGGGGACAUGAGCGACGCCUACCUGGGCUACGCGGCCGAGUCCCUGUCCCUGGGGGGCAGCCGGGCGCUGGCGCUGGGGGCCCCCCGCUACGGCCACGUCGGCCGCCUCCUCCUCUUCGGCCUCCGCCGCGGCCCCACGGACACCUGGGAGCUCCUGGCCGACGCCGUGGGGCAGCAGGUGGGCUCCUACUUCGGGGCGUCCCUGUGCGCCCUGCCCCCCCGGGGGGGCGGCUCGGCGGGGGCGCUGCUGGUGGGGGCCCCCAUGUUCUACGGGGACGGCAGCGGGGGGCGCGUGGUCGUCUGCGGGCUGCCGCCGGAGGCCGGGGUGCUGCGCUGCCCGCGCACGCUGCAGGGCCAGCCCGGCCACCCCCUGGGGCGCUUCGGGGCCAGCCUCAGCCGCCUGGGGGACGUGGACGGCGACGGCUGGCACGACGUGGCCGUGGGCGCCCCCAUGGAGGACGACCACCGCGGGGCCGUCUACGUCUUCCGGGGGGAGGAGGGCGGCGUCGCCGCGCACUACAGCCAGCGCAUCGCGGGCGCCCGCUUCCCCAGCGGGCCGCGCCACUUCGGGCAGGCGCUGAGCGGUGGCCGGGACCUGACGGGGGACAGGCUGCCGGACGUGGCCGUGGGCGCCCAGGGACAGGUCCUGCUGCUCAGGUCCCCGCCGCUGCUCAAGGUGCGCGUGGCGGUGGCUUUCCGGCCCCCGGAGGUCCCCGCGGCCGCCUUCGAGUGCCGGGAGGAGGAGGAGGAGGCGGCCAGGGAGGUGGCCGUGGCCGAGGUCUGCUUCGUGGCCACCAAGAAGACCCCCGACAACUUCGGCACCCAGCUCUCCGCCACCCUGCGCUACUGGGCCACCCUGGACGCCGGGCGGGCCACGCGCCGCGCCGCCUUCCCCGGGGGCGCCGCCGGCCUCAACGGGACCCUGCGGGUGGGCGUCGGGCGCCGCUGCCAGACCUUCUCCAUCAGCCUCACGGUGGGUGUGGGGAGGG